AAUGCGUGACACGUUUACAAUGGCCAAAGCGUCCCUAUACUUGGGAUAUUCCUGGAAAUUGAGACUUUUUGAUCGCUCCAGAGAAUAGAUAACAAAUAAGUAAUGAAUAUUAUCCUCUGUAAGGGUUUGAGGUACAGGAGUGAAGAAGCCCUAUAUAAUGUGCCACACCCUUAUCAUCAUUGUUUCAUCAGAUCGAUUAUCUAUCAUUGCCCAAUUUUCACCCUAUCCCCUCUUCUGCCCCAAAUUCCUCGAAUCCUCUGCAGGCUUUUCUCUUUGUGUUUUAAUUGAGCACUUUGUUGUGGUGGGCAUGGCAAUGGAAGCUCAAACUGGGACUCAUGUAGCCAUUCUUCCGAGCCCAGGCAUGGGCCACCUAAUCCCCUUGGUGGCCUUCUCCAAGCGCCUCGUUGCUACGCACUCCUUUUCCAUCACCUUCAUAAACCUCAUCACAGACUCCUCCGCCGCUCAGUCCUCCGUCCUCUCGACCCUCAACGACGUCGGCCUUUCCUCUCUCCAAUCUGUUGAUCUCCCCCCAGCUGACCUCUCUGACCUCCCCAUCUCAGCCAAGAUCGAGACCCGUAUCUCCCUCACCGUGCGCCGGUCCCUCUCCUCCCUCCGCACCCUCCUUUGCGACCUCACCUCCAAAUUUCCCAACACUGUCAUGGUGGCCGACAUCUUUGGCACCGACGCCUUCGAUGUUGCCGACGAACUGAGCCUCCCAAAAUACUUAUUUUUCCCUGCAAACGCCACUGCUCUCUGCCUCAUGAGUCAACUUCCUGCUCUCGAUGCCCAGGUUUCAGGAGAGUUCAGGGACCUUCCGGAGCUCAGGCUCCCAGGUUGCUCAUCGCCUUUCCCUGGAAAAGACCUCCUCGCCCCACUUCAAGACAGGAAAGAUGCCGCUUACUCUUGGUUACUCCACCAGGCCAAGCGUUACCGGCAAGCAGACGGCAUUUUCGUAAACACUUUCGAGGGCCUUGAAUCACAGGCCCUGCAAUUCCUCAAGGAGAAUCGAGCUUCAUUUCCUGAGGUGUUUCCUGUGGGUCCCCUGACUCUGGAGCUGCCCGAAAAUGAUAGUGAGUGCCUGCGGUGGCUUGACGAGCAGCCCCCUGGCUCAGUCCUGUUUGUGUCCUUUGGGAGCGGUGGCACUCUGUCGUGCGGGCAGUAUCAAAAUUUGGCUCAUGGGUUGGAGAAAAGCGGCCAGAGAUUCCUGUGGGUGAUUCGAACCCCUGAGGUCACGGAGGGUCCGGCAGCCUUCUUCACUGUAGAGAGCAAAGGAGACCCCAAGGCCUACUUGCCUCAAGGCUUCCUUGAGAGGACCAAGGGGGUGGGAAUGGUGGUACCAUCGUGGGCGCCGCAGACACGGGUGCUGGCCCAUGCAGCAACCGGAGGGUUCCUGACGCACUGCGGCUGGAACUCGACUCUUGAGAGCUUUCAGAAUGGGAUUCCAUUAAUUGCUUGGCCAUUGUAUGCAGAGCAGAAGAUGAAUGCCAUACUUUUGGUGGAUGAGAUAAAGGUAGCCAUUAGGCCUAAGAUGCAGGAAGAUGGUAUAAUAAAAGUGGAGGAGAUUGAUAGGGUGGUGAGGGGUUUGAUGGAAGGCGAGGAGGGAAAGGCCCUCCGGGCCAAGAUGCGCGACCUCAGGGAUGCCGCCUCCACCGCCGUGGCCGAGGGGGGCUCCUCUUACCAUUCAGUUGUCAAUGCUACACAGAUAUGGAGAUCCACCGUCUAAUCCAAUUGUGCAUAGCCUAGAUUGACUCUCUCUCCCUGUACUCCUCUCCGCCUCUGAUAUAAAAGCUAUUUGAGAAGGCCUUUUCUUUUUCUUUUUAUUAUAUCUAGAUUAGCAUGAAUACGAUAGCGACUCAUGUACAAAAAUUAAAAAUAAAAGAGUCGGGGUUUUGUGUUCCUCA
Molecule: messenger RNA, 1901 nt
Organism: Amborella trichopoda
Lineage: Eukaryota; Viridiplantae; Streptophyta; Magnoliopsida; Amborellales; Amborellaceae
Product: UDP-glycosyltransferase 72B1
Molecular function (GO): UDP-glycosyltransferase activity
Source: RefSeq, a predicted model, not a curated record